Molecule: messenger RNA, 1554 nt
Organism: Prunus persica (peach)
Lineage: Eukaryota; Viridiplantae; Streptophyta; Magnoliopsida; Rosales; Rosaceae
Exons: 1
Coding region: 1-1554 (517 amino acids)
Molecular function (GO): zinc ion binding; nucleic acid binding
Source: RefSeq, a predicted model, not a curated record
AUGGUGGGAUCAAGUUCUGCAGGUGGAGAUUUACGAACUCCACAGUUCAAUGGUUCAAACUAUGAUUUUUGGUCAGUAAAAAUGGAGACUAUCCUCAUAGCAUAUGAUAUAUGGGAUGCAGUGGAGAUUGGAAUACAGCCACAGCCGAUUAUUGAGCAGGAAGCAGGCUCUGAAGGCACUGGAGAUGAAGAGAGUGAGGCUGAGCAAAUUCCAGUGGAAGCACCUACUAUCUCCAGAGAAGAUAAGAUCAAAAAUGCCAAGGCUUUGAGUCUUAUUCAAGGAGCACUAACAGAUGAACUCUUUCCACGCAUCAGAAAUGAGAAGACUGCAAAAGGUGCUUGGGAAAUUCUAAGAAGCGAGUUCAGAGGAGAUAAAAAGGUAAGAGCUGUGAAAUUACAAGCUAUUAGAGCUGAUUUUGAAUAUUUGAGAAUGAAUGAUGUUGAAUCUCUGGAUGGCUACUUGGCUCGAUUUUUUGAAACUGUAAACAACCUGAAAUCUCUAGGAAAAGAUGUAACAGAGAAAAGGAUUGUUCAAAAAUUGUUGAUGAGUCUAAGUAGGAGGUACAAGUCCAUAGUGUCAAUCAUUGAAGAAACCAGAGACCUUGACACUAUUAGAGUUGAAGAAAUUCUUGCAUCUGUCAAAGUCUAUGAUAAGAGAGAGGAUCUACAUGAAGAAAGGGAUAAAUUGGCAGGAACUGAGAAAGCUUUUAGCAGUCUUAGAGUUGGAAAUAAUUACGCUUUUGGAGCUAACAAAAGUUCUCAGGGAAAGCAAAAUCAAAAAUGGAAAGGACAGAACAAAAAGGGCUCAAAUUGGUCUCAAGGUGGAAACUUUAACAACAAUAAUGGCUCAAAUUGGAAUAAUGGCUCUGGAGGGAAUUGGAACAACAGUUUCAAUUCACAAAACAAGCAAGGAAGUAGCAGUCAAGGAGGUGUGGAACCACAGUGCCAAGUCUGUCAGAAGUUUCAUUUUGGUGUGUGCAGGCACAAAGGCAAACCUAGAUGUGGAAAAUGCAAUAGGUUUGGUCAUUUAACUAAGGACUGUGACAAUGGCAAACAAGUUGCAAACUGUGCAAAGGAGGAAGACGUAACCACAGGAACAAUGUUCUAUGCUUGUCAUGCAAGUUCAAUUGCAUCAAGCAAGUCUGUGUGUUUUGUUGACAGUGCUUGCAGCAACCACAUGACCUCUCAAGAGUCCUUGUUGAUCAAUCUUGAUAGAUCAGUGACCUGUAAAGUGAAAAUGGGCACUGGUGAUCUUGUUCAAGCCACAGGAAAAGGGAUAUUUGUAGUUGAGACAAGAAAAGGGAGAAGAUAUAUAAAUGAGGUGUUGUUCGUCCCUGGUCUAGAUGAGAAUUUGUUGAGUAUAGGACAAAUGAUGGAGCAUGGGUACUACAUUCUAUUUGGAGGAAACUAUGCAUUAAUAUGUGACGAAAGCAGUCUUGACAAUGUUGUUGCCAAAGUAGCAAUGGCUGGAAAUAGAUGCUUUCCAUUGUCUAUGGAAUCUAUUUGCAAUGGGAAUGAAAGCAGCAGUACAAGAAGAUCCAUGGAUUUGGCAUAG